This is a messenger RNA of Gekko japonicus, 684 nucleotides long. It is a transcript of the gene SPA17, whose product is annotated as sperm autoantigenic protein 17. Gene Ontology annotation, cellular component: membrane. Bases 190 to 669 code for a protein of 159 amino acids. The record is from RefSeq and is a predicted model, not a curated record. The transcript is spliced from 5 exons. Gene Ontology annotation, molecular function: calmodulin binding. Lineage: Eukaryota; Metazoa; Chordata; Lepidosauria; Squamata; Gekkonidae. Gene Ontology annotation, biological process: binding of sperm to zona pellucida.
UCUGAACGGCGCUGCGUAUGUCCCUUCCCGCCUGCCGUCGCAUUCGAGUUGCCAGGGCAACUGAUAACCGUGGAGCUCUAGUUGAGGACUGGCACCACGGGACUGGUCGGGCUUUUUGAUCUCUCCCGCAUCCUCCCAGCCAAAGAAGCGGGGAGUUCAGGAAAACGCGGUGCAGCCUAUUAAAAGACAAUGUCUAUUCCAUUCUCCAACACCACUCAACGCAUUCCUCGAGGAUUCGCAAAUCUGCUGGAAGGGCUUGCCAGAGAAGUUUUGAGGAACCAGCCACCAGACAUACCAUCCUUUGCCGCCAAGUAUUUCGAAAAUCUCCUAAUCGAAAGAGAAAAAACUGGAUUUGAUCCGACAGAAUGGGGAGCGAAACUAGAGGACAGAUACUACAACAACCGUGCUUUCAACGAACUUGCCCCUCCAGGAGGAAAGAGUCAGGCAGAGGAGAAGACAGAAGAAUCCGCUCAAUCAGAGGUAGCUGAGACAUCGGGUACCACAGAGGAAAAUGGCGUUAAAUUAACAGAAGAGCAAGCGGCGUUAAAAAUCCAGGCCAGCUUCCGGGGAUACAAAACGAGAAAAGAAAUAAACUGUCCCAAAGAAGCAAUAGCAGAGAAGGAAGAGCCAACAGAGCCUGAUAAAAAAGAGCCGGAGCAGGCACAGUAAUCCAGCACAGCGAUC